AGAAGAUGGGUUUUGGAAAGAGCCACAUGGUAAUGAAAAUAGGCAUUGAGGUGUAUUGUGUGAUCCCAGUCCUCCUUUUUGUACUCUUAUUCUUUCUUUUCCUUCACACCACCAAUCCAACCCAUCCCGUUUCAAAUCAAAACACACACAAAAGCGUGUUCCCAUGGUGGUGCCAAAUUAUACUUAACCACGUUUACCCUUCCCUCCCCUCUCUCACCAUCAUCGAAUGGAACCAUCUUUCAAUCUCACUGAAGAUUCGGAUGCUAAAGCAACCACCUUUUGCCCCUCUUCCUCUUCCUCUUCCUCUAUCACCACCCCAUGUUCACAGGAACGACAACCAGUUUCCCAGAAGAGAAAUCGGAGGAGAACCCAAGAACAGAGCAACCACCCCAUGUUCAGAGGAGUUCGAAAACGAAAUUGGGGCAAAUGGGUCUCUGAGAUUCGCGAGCCAAGGAAGAAGACCAGAAUUUGGCUUGGAACUUACCCAACGCCGGAAAUGGCAGCCCGAGCCCACGACUCCGCUGCGCUGGCCAUAAAGGGUCACUCUGCUUUUCUCAAUUUCCCUGAAUUAGCCCAAUUCCUUCCUCGCCCGCUCUCCAUGUCCCACAAGGACAUUCAGGCCGCUGCGGCGCAGGCAGCGGCAGCCACAUUUUCCGCCGGAAGCAACCAUGAAGGCGGAGGAGGGGAAGCAGCGGAGGAGAGCAGGGAGACUCUGUUUCCCCGUAGCGAUGGCGGAGACAGAACAGAGGACUCCACAAACUCCACCGGCGAUGAGACAUUGUUCGAUUUGCCUGAUUUGUUCGUGGGAAGUUGUGAUUUGAAAGAAAGGUUUCUGUAUCAUUCUUGGUCGUGGCAGUUUUGUGCGGCGGCCGAUAAUAGCGGAUUUCGGCUGGAAGAGCCUUCAUUCUGGGAACUCAUUUAAGUUCUCAAUACUUGUCUGCAUCUUUCAGUCCCAUCAAAAUUCUGUUCCCAGAGGUGAUGUUAUUUUUGUUAUGAUAAAGAAAUGAAUAACAGAGUAAAA
Messenger RNA from Cucurbita maxima (winter squash), 1021 nucleotides. Its product is annotated as ethylene-responsive transcription factor ERF039-like. The transcript has a single exon. Bases 227 to 922 code for a protein of 231 amino acids. The record is from RefSeq and is a predicted model, not a curated record. Gene Ontology annotation, biological process: regulation of DNA-templated transcription. NCBI's taxonomy places the organism in Eukaryota, Viridiplantae, Streptophyta, Magnoliopsida, Cucurbitales, Cucurbitaceae. Gene Ontology annotation, molecular function: DNA-binding transcription factor activity; DNA binding.